Molecule: messenger RNA, 1464 nt
Organism: Diospyros lotus (date-plum)
Lineage: Eukaryota; Viridiplantae; Streptophyta; Magnoliopsida; Ericales; Ebenaceae
Product: pectinesterase 31
Exons: 6
Coding region: 287-1237 (316 amino acids)
Biological process (GO): cell wall modification
Molecular function (GO): pectinesterase activity
Source: RefSeq, a predicted model, not a curated record
GGAGUGUGUUUGUGUUGAAGGAAAAUGAUAAUCAAUGUCAAAAUCAUAGGAUUAUCACUGAAAAUGUGAUCAUCUCCUCCGAUUACAAUUUACAACAAUUACUUGAUCCGACCGAUGAUUCACACUACACAGUGAAGUGGAGCGCAGCCUCCCGAAGAAAAGAAUUAAGAAACCCAACAUCGAAAGAAACAAAUAGCAAAACGUGUAAGAUUCAAUCAUUGUUAGCGUCUUUAUUCAAAGUUGUUGCUUUCCAAACCAGAAUCAGAUUCGCUUCGUCGAAGAGGAGAUGUCGGCUUGUGUGAUCACCGUGGCACAGGACGGCACCGGAGAUCGCCGGACGGUGCAGGAGGCAGUAGACGCCGUGCCACUCGGCAACACUCGCCGGACGGUGAUCCGGAUCUCUCCCGGAAUAUACAGGCAGCCCGUGUAUGUCCCCAAGACCAAGAACUACAUCACCUUCGCCGGCAUAAGCCCCGAGGACACUGUCCUCGCCUGGAACAACACCUCCUCCAAAAUCGAGCACCACCAGGGCUCGCGUCUGAUUGGAACUGGAACGUUUGGGUGCGGGACCACCAUUGUGGAAGGGGAGGACUUCAUAGCUGAGAACAUCACCUUUGAGAACUCUGCUCCUGAGGGUUCGGGCCAAGCUGUGGCACUUAGGGUGACAGCAGAUCGUUGUGCAUUCUACAAUUGCAGAUUUCUGGGAUGGCAGGAUACUUUGUAUUUGCACUACGGAAAGCAAUAUUUAAAAGAUUGCUACAUUGAAGGAAGUGUGGACUUCAUUUUUGGAAAUAGCACAGCUCUUUUGGAGCAUUGCCAUAUUCAUUGUAAGUCAGCUGGAUUCAUAACUGCACAAAGCAGGAAAUCUUCUCAAGAGACAACUGGAUACGUCUUCUUAAGAUGUGUAAUCACUGGGAAUGGAGGGACAUCCUACAUGCAUCUUGGUCGCCCAUGGGGACCCUUUGGAAGGGUAAUUUUUGCAUACACAUGGAUGGAUGCAUGCAUCAAACAUGUCGGAUGGAAUAACUGGGGCAAAACUGAGAAUGAGAGAACUGCUUGCUUCUAUGAGUACAGGUGUUUUGGGCCAGGUAGUUGCCCAUCAAAACGCGUGACAUGGGCGAGGGAACUGGUAGACGAAGAAGCAGAACAGUUCCUAAUGCAUUCCUUCAUCGAUCCAGAUCCACAGAGGCCUUGGCUAGCCCAGAGAAUGGCCCUGAGGAUACCAUACUCUGCUUAGGAACUAGGAGGUUAUUCAAGCUCAGAGACCAGAGUUCUCCUCCUCAUAAUCAAGGAAAGGAUAUCUAGGAUUAAAGCCUUCUAUCAGUAUCAGACGGACAAAGCUCUUUUCUUUGGAUGGAUGUUCCCACUUUAUCUGUGACCCUCACCAUAUCAGAUGUCAAAUAAAUUAGUGGGAUGCCUGAUGGUACUACGAUAUACACUACAAUGUUAACCGAUCUUUCACUA